Molecule: messenger RNA, 1239 nt
Organism: Mastomys coucha (southern multimammate mouse)
Lineage: Eukaryota; Metazoa; Chordata; Mammalia; Rodentia; Muridae
Product: olfactory receptor 10AC1
Exons: 2
Coding region: 128-1081 (317 amino acids)
Biological process (GO): G protein-coupled receptor signaling pathway
Cellular component (GO): membrane
Molecular function (GO): olfactory receptor activity; G protein-coupled receptor activity
Source: RefSeq, a predicted model, not a curated record
AGUUUAUCUGCCUGAAACCUCAAGACACGAAUUCUGUCUCUCUGAACUUCAUUCCUAAUGCUACAACAUCUGGCUGAGAACGGGGGCACAGGACUCAGGUUGGCUACGUGCUGCCUGACUCCAGUGCAUGGAUAGCCCCAGUAAUAGUACCAUACCCCGGGGCUUUCUCCUUCAAGGCUUUUUUGAGUUUCCGCAUCUGAGGCCCCUUCUCUUCCUGGUGCUGCUGGCAGUGCACCUGGCCACUCUGAGUGGUAACCUGCUCAUCCUGGUGGCUGUGGUCUCCGUGCCCAGCAGGCCACCCAUGCUGCUCUUCCUUUGCCAGUUGUCAGCCAUUGAACUCUGUUACACACUAGUGGUGGUACCCCGUUCUCUAGCCGACCUGAGCAUGCCUGGCCAUGGCAGGGGCAGCCCCAUCUCUUUCCUGGGCUGCGCUGUUCAGAUGCAGAUGUUUGUGGCACUGGGUGGGGCUGAGUGCUUCUUGUUAGCAGCCAUGGCCUAUGACCGCUAUGUAGCCAUCUGCCACCCACUGCGCUAUGCAUCUAUAGUGACCCCAGGUCUAUGUGCACGCCUGGCUCUGGCCUGCUGUCUUGGGGGACUAGCUGUAUCAGUAGGGCUAACGGUGGCAGUGUUCCACCUGCCUUUCUGUGGCUCCCGCCUGCUGGUACAUUUCUUCUGCGACAUCACCGCACUGCUGCACUUGGCCUGCACACGGAGCUACGUGGAUGAGCUGCCCCUGCUAGGCGCCUGCCUGGUGCUGCUGUUGCUACCCUCAAUGCUCAUUCUGACCUCCUAUGGGGCCAUUGCCUCUGCCCUGCGCCGCCUGCACGGUGGUGGAGGCAGACGCAAAGCAGCCUCCACCUGCGCCUCGCACCUGGCUGUCACCUUCCUGCAUUAUGGCUGUGCCACCUUCAUGUACGUGCGGCCAAAGUCCACUUACUCCCCGCGACUGGAUCGCACACUAGCUCUGGUUUAUACCAACGUCACACCACUUCUAUACCCUCUCAUCUACAGCCUGCGCAACCGUGAGAUCACUUCUGCCAUUCACAGGGUCCUGGGGCUCCGUGGAUCAGGUUCUGUGUGAGCCCUGAUAACUGGCAGAGGCCAAGACAGAGUGGGGAGUUCCCAUUUGCUGAAUUGUCCCCUAGUGUUUAGUGUUGGCAUCUGGAAAGGCUCCUGGGAAUUCGCGGGUGAGAUUCUGGAAGGAGAACUUGAAAACUGCAAGGGAAGAGAGACACGACA